AUGGCUGAUCCACUAUCCAUCGGGGCCAGCGUCCUGGCAUUUAUUGGGCUCGCCGACCGCAUCAUCCGUACGUGCAGAUACUGCAUUGAAGCCGUUGAAGAUGCGCCGAAAGACAUUCAAAUGGUCCUAGGCGAGGCUACUUCACUAAGAGCUAUUAUUGAUAGCAUUGGCGAAUCAAGUGCCACGAGCCUUGUGCCCAAUCUUCACGAACAAAAUGGACCUAUCAAGUCUUGCCACAGCUGUCUUGCCUCUCUUGAGGCUCUUCUGCCAGACACCAUUGGCCAAUACAAGACAGGCAAGAGGCGUAAACUAACACUGGUUGAUCUCGCAUGGCCUUUGAAGCAAUCCAAAGUUAGGAAGCUGUUGGCAGAGAUAUCUCACCACAAGGCUACCUUAUUGCUGGCUAUGUCCGGUGAUAUGAGUCGAGACCUGAAGGAAAUCAAAACAGGGAUCGAAAGACUACAAGGGACAAUCUCAGAGUCCGAAGCCCGGGAGACCAUCCGAUGGCUUGAACGAAUAAAUCCAUCGUCUCUCCACAACAUAGCGUUUAGCAAACAUGAACCCCUGACAACAGCCUGGGUCAAGAAUUCUUCCCAGUGGAAGGCUUGGGUGUCAUCAGCCUCUGAGACGAGACUCAUUUGGAUACAUGGGCUACCUGGUGCAGGCAAAACAGUUCUAGCAUCAUACGUCAUCGAAGAGCUCGAGAAACUGUGUGAGCCCGCCAAUGGUAGUGUUUGUAGCUACUACUACUGCCAUUACUCACAUAAUCAGGACGAAACGGUGCCAUUGAUGAGCUGGGUCAUUGCCCAUAUCUGUCGACAGAUCAAUUGGAUACCAACUGAGUUAAAACGACUUCAUGGCCAUGGCUGCGAGCCUACUAUCGUGGACCUAGGAGUUGUUCUAGAGGUAGUCCUACAGCGGCUAGACAGUCUUUAUAUCGUUAUAGAUGCUGUUGACGAGAGCACUCCUCGGGAAGAGCUUCUGUCGUUGAUUGAGACUUUGACAGUCGAUAAGCGGUUUGAAAAAAUCAGGAUAUUAGCAACAAGCCGGCAAUACUUUGACAUAGAAAGGUCUUUGGGUGAGAUAUCAGAAAGAAUAUCAAUGUCAAAUACAAUGGUAGACGCUGAUAUUAGACGGUUUGUACACGCUCGACUAAGGUCAAGUCACCGACUGAAGAGAUGGCACGAGCGAUUCGACGAAAUUGAGGAAGCUCUAGCUACCAUGGCUAAAGGAAUGUUUCGAUGGGCUGAAUGCCAAAUUCAAGCUAUAGAGCGACUUCGCGACCAAUCGAAACUACAGCAACUUCUUUCUAACUUGCCCAAAGAUCUGAGUGAGACUUACGUCAGAAUCUUCAGAGCAAUACCUCAAGAUGAAAGACCGCUCGUUCGUCGUGUCCUCACUUGGAUCAUCGGCCAUUCGCAGGCUGCUUGGCUCUACGACGUUGGCGUCAACGCGAACUUGCUUCUGUCGGCUGUUACCUAUGAGCAUUUCGGAUACGAAAUCGAAGGUCAAAACUCCAUCAUAGACUUUGAAUACCUGCAAGAGAUAUGCAGCUGCCUCAUAACAGUUCGAUACGUUCCCGGGGAUAUUUUCGAUAGCCAACAUGAAGAUUCUACUGGAUUACAGGCUAGAGAAGCAACUGGUGGACAAGAUCUCUAUGUAUCUCUCGCUCACUACACAGUUCUGGAGUUCUUAGUAUCGCCGCAUGUUUUUCAACCCAACUUUGCAUUCUUCGCCAUGUCUCCCGAGCUGAUUCGACUGAAAUUCGCAAAGAGCGUCCUGAAACAAGCCCUAGCGGCUGAUCCAGAAGGGACAAAUACUGAUUGGAUCCACGACCGCGAGGCCUAUUGCCUCACACUCGGCUGCGCUUUGUAUAUACAUGAUAUCCUAGCAGAUUCUGAUCUCCAAGACCUCUUCUUACGGUAUAUCAAUCCUUGUUCUCCGCACUAUUCGCGCUUCGAAGCCAUUCAGUCGAAGAUUGUGCAGAGCGAUGAAAACUCUAGCUGCUACUUCCUCCGACACAUCCCAGCUCGAUUCCACUGCUCAGCAACAAAAGACACAUGUUUUGGGUCAGCUGCAGCAUUGAUGAAUCUUCUUUUGCUCCGGCAUCAGUCUAUUCAAAAGGGGCUUAUGCCGAUGAUUAGAAGGUUGCUCGAAGGGAGACCUGUACAAGAGCUUCUGAAUGUUAGAGUGACAGCCACGUUUCUUGAUGAAGCUGAUAAGGAUUUGGAUGAGAAUGGGAGUCGUUUAUGUCAAAACACAUUGAACGGAAUGGUCUGGGAGAUAGUGCAGUGGCGGCAAACCUUUCUAGAUGAUGAGGAGCUUGCUGAAUCUUUUGAUAUGCUAUGGCGCCAUUUGGGGUAG
Messenger RNA from Fusarium fujikuroi IMI 58289, 2364 nucleotides. RefSeq lists its product as uncharacterized. The record is from RefSeq and is a predicted model, not a curated record. Bases 1 to 2364 code for a protein of 787 amino acids. Lineage: Eukaryota; Fungi; Ascomycota; Sordariomycetes; Hypocreales; Nectriaceae. The transcript is spliced from 4 exons.